GUUGUACACUUACCUGAUAGGUGUUUGUGUUAUUAGUGUGUCUCUGCAGAGAUGUUUUUUACUAGCGUCAGUGCCCCAUGGGGGGGACCCGCUGUAGGCCAAUUAACGACAUUAAUGAAAAAUAUUAAAUACGUUUUUCUAUAUUUCAAAACAACAGUAGUAAGGUGGUAGAUGCAGUGUGUAAACACAUGUCACUUUACACAUACACGUCUCUAAAUUAUUCACACUGUAUCUUUAUAAAAAAUAAAAUGAGCGCGAAAAUAGCUUCUGUUGCUCGGUGCUAAGGGGGGAAAUACAGUACAAACGUUACGUCCAGCGGUUUAGGUCGCGCUUUCCCUUUAACUCUGCGCGUGACGUCAUAAUAACGUGACUCCUCUGUUUUGCGACAGGACGCACUGGCACGCGGCUCGACGUCGCCGCCUCAUCCCCGCUGGCACAAAACAGCCUGUUGUGGUUAGAUACUGAAAAGCGAACCGCAGUGUUUUAUUGUUAGUGUUAUGUCAAAGUGUAAAUGAUGUAAUGCAAGGCAGCGGCAGUCCAAAAGCCCAAUACCUACCGUGUUUCUUACGGUGAAGGAGGAGGAGGGCGUCGUAGUUUGCAUAACCUUGCUCUACUUCCUGGACCUUGGCACCACAAGCUACUACAUCUCCAAUCUGGGCUCCUGUAAGAGCCACUGUCAGCUCCUCUACCAAAUGAAGUUAACUUUCUCCAGAAAAGCAUAUCUCCACCUGGACUCCACCUGUUACUGGGUACCCUGUGCACCGUCCCGGGCUCCAGUAGCCCAUCCAUGCCUGUGAUCCCCAUCCCAAGGCGGGUGCGCAGCUUCCAUGGCCCCCACACCACCUGCAUGCACUCGGCCUGUGGGUCGACACAUGCUUCCAAGCUGGUGCGCACCAAGUACAAUAACUUUGACCUCUACCUGCGCUCCCGCUGCAUGUACAGCUUCCUCCGUUUCCUUUUGUACUUUGGCUGCAGCCUGCUGACCUCCUUGCUCUGGGUGGCGCUCUCUGCCCUCUUCUUCCUGCAGUAUGUCAGUGUGCGGGUGCUCCUGCGACUGCAGUACAAGCUGUCUGUCAUCCUGUUGUUGUUAGGCCAUCGGAGGCUGGACUUUGGGGUGGUCAAUGACUUGUUUAUUUACAGUAUGCAGAUUACCAUGUUUCUGGUGGGGGGGCUUGGCUGGUGCUUUAUGGUGUUUGUGGAUAUGUAGCUGCCACGUGAGAUGAACUAAAGUAGCAGAGCGUGCUUCAAAUCUCAGAGCCUGACUAAAAAAAAAAACCCUUUGAACAUUAAUUCAAGAAAUUAUUGUUCAAAUAUCCUAAACGAACAGCAGUCGAAAAUCAAAUGUACGAUCUCCAUUUUAAAGGCUAAAAAUGUCUGUUGCUUAUUUUACAUUUGUAUUGUAUUUCCAUGCUGUUUGUAACCUCUUCUCACCACGUUUAAUGCUCGUUUUGACCAAAAACUGUUUUGUUUACACAAAUUACAAAACUGUUGGUGUGAAAAGUCAAUGUUGCAUGAAUAUGUGACCUAACAUGACCAGUUUGCCUCAUUAUGGUGUGAGGCAAAGCAGGCAGUAGUGCCAGAAUAUUAGUUCUUUGAACAAAACAAGACGUUUGUUGUGUCCCCCGGCUUGAAUUGGUGUUAUGAAUUAUAUUCUGGCAACAUCCACAAUUAUACAAUAUGCCUAGAGCUCACGGCAGAGAUGAAGCUGAUAUGUGUGCGUUUCUUGAACAACAUUGUGGAUAAUGUUUUUGUGGAAAGGAUGGAGAAAAGAGGCAUUGUGCAAGUGACAAAUUUCCCAUUUUUUUUGUAAAAAUCGAUUAAUAAAUGUUCUCCUCAUGAAGUCUUUUAUGCUUUAAAA
Messenger RNA from Cynoglossus semilaevis (tongue sole), 1858 nucleotides. RefSeq names its product transmembrane protein 250 (gene tmem250). The coding region runs from base 788 to 1207 and encodes 139 amino acids. NCBI's taxonomy places the organism in Eukaryota, Metazoa, Chordata, Actinopteri, Pleuronectiformes, Cynoglossidae. The record is from RefSeq and is a predicted model, not a curated record. The transcript has 2 exons.